[Candida] anglica is the source of this 941-nucleotide messenger RNA. Lineage: Eukaryota; Fungi; Ascomycota; Pichiomycetes; Serinales; Debaryomycetaceae. The record is from the annotation of a GenBank genome assembly.
AAGGAAUUUACACACAUCCUCAUCCUCAUUAUCCCCCACCAUUCUCCCUAUCAUGCCCAAAUUUCUUUGUCUCCCCGGCUACCUCCAAAAUGGGAAAAUGUUUGCGGAGAAAUCUUCCGGUCUUCGGAAAAUCCUCACCAAGAAAUAUUCCUGUCAACUUGAUUAUGUUGAUCCUCAGGUGAUGAUCGGAGCUAAGGAACAACUCCCAUUCCAACUUUCCUCCGAUGAAGUUGAGGCCUCGGCCAAAUGGAACGCCCUCGUUGAGCAAGACGUCACUCGUGCCUGGUGGAAACAUCAAGAUCCGGGCAAUUAUGAAGGAUUCUCUCAUUCUUUCUCUUACCUUAAGAAAUAUAUCCAAGAAAAUGGUCCUUAUGAUGGAAUCAUUGGAUUUUCUCAAGGUGCAGCCAUGGCGGCAAUCAUCUGCAACAGUGUAGUUCGCGAGUCCAUGCAGGACGCGCCUUUCAAAGUUGCAGUGUUCUUUUCAGGAUUUGUAUUUACUGAGCCUAUUGAUCCAACUCAAGAUAAAUUGGCCUUAACCACUGAUUGUAAGGAUAUUGAAGAAUAUAUUAAGUUGGUACAAGUUGUCCCCGGGUAUGAAGAAUACUUCACGGUGACUCCAGAAGUUCAACAAUCCACCAAAAUCAUCAAUGUGUUUGGAUCUUCCGAUAACGCCGUCCCGGCGAUUAGAUCAAAACAAUUGACCAAAAUUUUCCGCGGUGACAACGCAAAAUCCGAGGGUAAUGAAAAUGACGACCAAGUGAUUGAAUUCCAACACGAUGGUGGGCAUUUCAUCCCUAAUAAGAAACAAUUUCUUCAACCGAUGGUUGAUGUGAUUGUCAAGGAGUUGGGGUCCACUUCGAACUUGUAGUGUGGAGUCCCCAUCUACCAAAGAACAGAGUGUGUAUGUAUAUAGAGAAUCGACGUAGACAGUUCUGAUGGGA